AUGUUCAGACGUUCCAUGAAGGCCGAGGAGCCGCAGAGACGCGUAUACGAAGGAAAUCUAUACCAUUCAGCACCACAGUAUCCAAAUGUCUCAAUCAGCAUAAACCAGGUGAGUUUCUUUGUGUUUUUGUAAUAAAUGUGAUGUCCUUUUUUCGCUUGAGUAAUUUUAGUGAUGUGUAACACUUUAGCACCCAACGCCAGCCUCAUCUUCAGCUCCGAGUAUCUCUCCUUAUCAAGUGAGUAAUGUCCGGACAUCUCCCCCGUCUUCGGCACCCCCUCCUCCUCCAGUCCCCCCUGCCCCUAGGAACACCCUGCCAUCGAAUCCCAAUUAUCAUUCGAUCCCCAAUCGUAAUUCUAAUUAUGCGUAUCCCCAUGAAUCCAUUUGGUUUGACAAGUUCGUCCGCCGAGAAAACCGGGGUAUGCUGAGAUUAUGCUUAAUCGAGCUAUUCUUGGCCGCCGUUGUCUUGGCGGGUGGAAUCUGGUGUGCCCGGGACACCCCUGAUUACUGUCCUUACUACAGUGCCAUCUGGACAUCGACCAUCUUCCUCAUCAAUGCCGUGGUAGGCACUGUUGCUGCGAAGACCGGCAUUCACAACACUUACAUCGCCCAUCUCAUCUUAUCCAUACUUUCCAUCUUCAUGUGUAUUAUAAGCAGUGUGCUAGCUUUCAGGUAAGUUUUUUUUUUGUAUUUUGAUUCUACAUUUAGGGCAUUGGAGUAAUGUAAACAUUUAAAUUUACGUGAGUUGUCGCUUGGCGGUUUGCGUAAUUACCCAACUAUAACGAAUCGACUCCUUUGAUGGGUGACAUUGGGUCAUUGGGUGAUUAAUUACGUCGUUAAGCGGUGCUGAAUUGGGAGUGUUACCCACGUCGCGUAGGGGACACCUCGCGUAUAUCAAAAUUUUAUAAUGAAUAUAUGGCCAAGGGUAUAACGUUGGGAGCAAAAAUUGGCCAAAUCUGUAAAAAUCUGGCCUGGCUGUUGUCUGAUACAAUUUUUAAAACUUGGCCAUACCUUGUGCGACCUUAUAACUUGCUGUAAUUUGGCCUAGCUUUUCAAAAUCAAAAUUAAGCCACAUUUUGCAAAGCUUGGCCAAAUUUAUAUGCCCACACGUUGUACUGAACGCUUCAGAAUUCGGUCAAUGUCACAAGUCCAGUGUUCCGGGUAUGACGGUUCUCGGCAAUUUUGUGAUCACGCGAAAUGGGAAAAGCGACACGCGUGAAGUGUCCUGAACGCGAAUUGGGGGUUCCCUUUAAAAUUAUGUAAUUUUUAAAUUACUUUAAAGUUUAGAAAGAAUUACAAAAAAACGAUGAUUUAUAAUAUGAAUUACAAAACGAAUCUAUUCUUAAUUUUUCAGAAAUUGGACCUUGAUUGGGACACACCAUCAUCCCAAGGUCUCCCGGGACACUGCCUUCUGUCUGCUGGGAGAACAUGACACCAGCAGGUUGUCGUACAUCUUCACCAACAUGGAUCAAUAUGACUUCAAGACUUGUCUAUUCUCUCUUAAGUUGGGUGUUGGAGUUAAUUCUGUCCAAUUUUUAGUGGCCACACUUCUGGGACUUCUGAAUAUUUUCUCAAUGAUAUUCUGUCUGAGACGGGUCUGCAGAAGAAAGUAAUUCAUGUGGAUGGUGGUGGUGAUAAUGUCUUCUUUGUGAUCUCUUAUGUCUAGAAAUGGUGACUUACAUUUGUUCACUUUUUUUGCAAAAAAUUGUCCUUUUGUUAAUCAACGGAUUUAGUAACCCUUUUCUUUUGACAAAUUUCUUCUUUGGUUCGUAAAAGGUCGUUUUAAUAAAAUUUUUAUAAAUAUGAUGAAUGGCUGAUCCUGUCCUCGCCCAGUCCGCCUUUAUUAUCAAUGUCAAGGUUAUCAGAAUCGUCGUGACCAAGAGUUUAAUCGCAACAUAACUCGGUCAGGAGAUCUCUAGUUUCUCGAUCAUACGAUUUCUUGGUGAUUUCGUAUGGGAUUAAACGGUUUUUCAGCAAACGGGUAUUAUUUUAUUAGAAGAGAUCCCGCAAUAAUUAAUAGUACAGUAAAUUCAUUACGGGGUCGGGCCCAGAAGAGCGAUGAUGGAUGGUUCCGGAUUUUUGGGGCCCGAGAAAAAGGUGGAAGGGUUUGGGUAUUAAUGAAGAGCGCGCCGAAAUGCAUGACUCCGGGGUCGAGCCUCAAUUCCAAACAGAAUGGCCUCGGGCUUGAUACAUUUUCUUUGCUUCCAUACCAUUUCCUUCUUCUACAGCCAGUUGAUUCCAGUAAAGUGAUCAGUGUUUGGUUCGUCAUUCUUUGCAUUUCGGCUUCAGUCUUCACCCCAAGAGCGAAAAAUGUCUCCCAAAGAGUUUCCGUAGGCCAAGGUUAUUGUUGACAUAGCCGUUUUUUGAUACAGACACCUCCAAAGCACCUUUUGCUUUAUGGUUCCUAUUUUUAAUACUUUGCCUGAGGGGGAAUACGCGUCUCCCAAAAGCCGAUAUACUGUGAUGGAAUUAAAAUAAAAUCACCUGUAGCCGAAACCCCUCUUUCUUUUUACUGUAUUUGACAAUUAAAGUAUAGAAAUCAUAAAAAGAGGGCUCUCCAAUUCUGGAUUUUAUUUGUGUGGGAGUCCCCAAUUGUCCCCAAUAUAACGUUUUCCCUCGACCACUCACUUCUAAUUAUGUGAACUCUGAAUUAGGCACUUGUCCUGUGGUUUGGCGUGCGUUGCGGCACCAGAAAAAUGCGGCCAUCUUCACGGCCCAUCAUGCUCAGUCUUAUGAAGAAAGGCCCGGCUUCAUAAAGUCUGUCCUUUUUGUCAAGCUUCGAGAUGAUGCGGUUAUGGCGGGAUGUCAUGCUGCCGGAACAAUAUAAUAUUAUUUUAUAUGGUCUCCAAACGCAUAAUUAGAGCUUCCCCACGUUCCGCAAGCUUCCACAGUUAUAUAUGUUUCAAGUUUUCCGUUAAACGUUUUGCACGUCUGCUGGAGUGGGAACUGCCAAAAAAGGAUCAUAACUGUUUUCGUUGAAUUCCUCCACACAUGGAAAGAGUUGUCGCGCAGCAACGCUUCUCAUCGGAACAUUCCAAUUGACUUGUCAUUUGUUUUUUCCAGACAGUUGGCCUCCAACUUUGCCUGAGGCGACGUGUGAAAGCGCGAGAUUAACAGAGAUUGGCAGGUGCCGGCCCCAAACUCCUCGGUCAAGCUUCGCCUGGCCGGUCAGUUGGCGUGAUUUUUAAAGAGACGGGCCGGAAAACCAAAAUAUAAAACAAAGAGUGAAAAACGACUCGGUUCGUGCUUGAGGGGCUGUAAUCGCCGUUUUUACCUCAUUCAGUUUAAUUCCGGUCUCGGUUCAGUCGACUGAAAGUCGGCCGAAAGUUUUGGUCCUUUGCCUCGCAGCACAUUUUUCAGUCCACAUUAAUCCAUGCUUGAUUGGAGUCAUACUCUACUCCAUCUUUCCCUCCUCAAAAAUUUCAGACCCUGCAGGCAUAAAACGGGAUGUAAUUCAAGCUCCGCGAGCAUUUGCGAUGAAUAUCUUUGUUUUAAGGAGCCCCUUACAUCAAUGUUCGGUUAUGUAAUAGCAAGACCUGCCGUAAUAACUAUUUGCUUUUUAUGGCUUUUCAAGUUUUAAUAUCGCUCAUGUUACAGUAUCACAACGACCAUUUCAAACCUAAAACGGCAUCGAGCCCCCGCUGACGGGUAUCUGGAGGAGACUGCCCUCAGCGGUGGUGGAGUGGGGCCAGCCCUGGAGUUCGAGCAAGCGCCCCCUCUCAAAAAGGCGGCCUUAAAUGUAAGUUGUAAUUAGUAAUUGCUGGAAAAAGUCGCCUUAUUUCGCAUUCUCUGGCUUUGCGUAACCUGAAAUUCCAAAUACUUUUUGCGACAGCUGAUUUUUUCUGCACUGUUUUAUAGGAGCUUUGCAACAGAUCGGGAGGGAUUUGUGCCCGAAGCCAUUAAUUUUAGAGUAGGGGCCGCCAACCAAAUACUGUUCUUUUUCAGCCAAUCUUCCAAGCACAAUGUAAUGAAAUGCCGAGUUUAUCGCUAGUCCAGCCAAAUCUUCUUUUGUCAGCCAUUUCCCAGGCCAAUCCAAUCAAUCAAGCCGCACUAAUGCCGAUGGCCCUAGGGUCUCUGCAGCCGACUCUCCUCCCUUCCAAUGUUCUCCUUCCUUCAUUGUCGUAUUCAUUCCAAAACAAUUUAGUCAACUCUCCUUAUGCCAAUUACCCCGCUCUUCUGACCCAACCAAGUGUCUCCAGUUCCCUGACCUUUGAAGGAAACCCGCUCUUGGCCUUCCCCACCCCGGACAUCAAGGUUGACCCGUCUUGUAAGUUGAUUAAUUAGCUGCCGUAAUUAACUCAUUCUCUUCCAGCGCUUUAUAAUGUUUUUGUGGGCGAUUUGGGACAAGAUGUGGAUAAUAAUUCCCUUCUCAGCGCAUUCAAAAAAUUUGGUCAGAUUGCGUAAGUUAUUUGGGAAUACAGUAUGCAUUGCAAAAUUGGGAUAUCAUGCAUAUUACAAAUUCAUGGUUUAGAGAAGCCAAAGUAAUCCGAGAUGCCCAGUCGAUGAAAUCCCGAGGUUAUGGAUUCGUAACUUUCUGGAAACAAGAAGAUGCCCAGAAGGCAAUUGACGAGAUGAAUGGCCAAGUCGUUGGGAAAAGAGCCAUCAGAACAAAUUGGGCCACAAGAAAAAAUAAUGAAAACAAAAGAAGCACUACCUACGAAGAAGUCCUGAACGCAUGUGAUGGCGAAAACACUUCGGUUUAUCUCGGCAACAUUGGCCCUGAAGUGAGCGGUAGGUCCUCUUUGUUUGCAUUAAAGAGAUCGAUGAACUAUUAAAUAAUGGCGCAAAUUUUAGAAAACGAUGUCCGAGAGGUUUUCUCCAAGUUCGGAACAAUAAGACAAAUCAGGAUGUUCAGUCCCAAGAACUAUGCCUUCGUUGUGUUCGACACCAAAGAAAACGCGGCCAAAGCCAUCCACGAGUUCGGCGGCCAAGAACUUCGUGGACACACAAUCACCUGCUCCUGGGGGAAGCUCUCUGAUCAAACGCCCAAAUCUAAUCCUCUUCUUGUAUUCGCCAACAUGAACAGAUUAAUGCAGCCUCAAAUGAAUGCCAUCUCUCAGUUAUAUUCACCAUUUGUACCGAACUGGCAUUGA
Bursaphelenchus xylophilus (pine wood nematode) is the source of this 5090-nucleotide messenger RNA. The record is from the annotation of a GenBank genome assembly. Lineage: Eukaryota; Metazoa; Nematoda; Chromadorea; Rhabditida; Aphelenchoididae.